Molecule: messenger RNA, 1181 nt
Organism: Ceutorhynchus assimilis (cabbage seed weevil)
Lineage: Eukaryota; Metazoa; Arthropoda; Insecta; Coleoptera; Curculionidae
Source: the annotation of a GenBank genome assembly
GAAAAAAAUUAAAUAAAUUGAUGAGAGUGAAAAAACUCAAAAAUUUUAAUUUGGGAGGGGGCUAAGUCUACAGAGGUGAGACUUAGGUAACAAUGUGCAGAUGGGAUCACUUAGGUUUCACCGAGAGUUUCACCCUGCAACUGAGAGACUUUUCAGUUGAGAGUUUUGUUUGCGUGUGUUUGAAGUUUCGUUUUAUAUUGUUAAUAGAGUGCUUUUCCAUUGAAAAUGAACUUGGACGAACGGAUUCUGGUGGAAACCAUACAGACUUUUCCAUGCAUAUGGAACACCAAGAAUAAGGAGCACCAGAAUUCAUUGAUUGUCGAGAAUGCUUGGAAAAGCAUUGCUAUAAUGAUGGCUGAAAAUGGUAAAUGUUUUUUUUCCUAUUCUUCUUCAUACCUAUGUAAAGGAUUUUUUUCAGUUGAAAGCUGCAAAGAUUCUUGGAAAAGUCUUCGGCUCAAAUACAUUAGGGAGAGAAAACGCAGCCUCAAGAUGUCAUCAGGAUCAGCUUCCUAUUCAGGAAAUUGGCCCCUAUAUAAAAGCAUGAGCUUUUUAGCCUCCGUUAUACAGACGAGAAGAUCCAUUGGUCAUGUUGCCACCAAGAAAACUGGAAGAGUGUUACCACCACUUCAAACGCACUUUUCCAGUUUAUGGUCUGCAAUAGUGGCAAAGGAUGAAUCCUCGUUACAAGAAACGUCUGGGCGGACCGAUGAGGAUUCUAGAGCAGAGGAAGCGGUUCAAAAUAUUUCAGAGGGUUUGACACCUCAUGAUUCCGCUUCUUGUACCACUGCAAUCACCCCGAGUGGAACGACCUCCCUCCAACCAAUAUCUGCAAGACAGGGUGUAAAGAGAAAGCAGUGCUCUGCAACACCAUCUCCCUCUAUAAAGGAAAAUUCGGCUGAUCGAGAAACGCAAGCAAGCAGUGAAGACCGUUACUUCGGACUAAGCUUAGCGGAGUCCCUAGGCAAAAUAGGAAAUAGUAAAAAAAAAAUGAUUGUAAAAGCAAAGAUUUUAACUAUCAUGGCUGAAGCACUGGAUGAUGAUUGAUUCAUUUUUUUAAAAUAUAUGUGUAAAGUAAUUAAACGUGAUUUAACCCUUGUUUUCAUUAUUUAAAAUUAAAUGACAAGUUCUAGUUUUAAUAGUUAUUUAUGCACCUAGGUCAAAAAGUACAGCUUUAACGCCCG